Plasmopara halstedii is the source of this 495-nucleotide messenger RNA. RefSeq names its product Ribonuclease H2, subunit C. The coding region runs from base 1 to 495 and encodes 164 amino acids. Gene Ontology annotation, biological process: RNA catabolic process. The transcript has 4 exons. Lineage: Eukaryota; Oomycota; Peronosporomycetes; Peronosporales; Peronosporaceae. The record is from RefSeq and is a predicted model, not a curated record. Gene Ontology annotation, cellular component: ribonuclease H2 complex.
AUGGCAGAAAGCACAUCAUCUACUGUUCGCGUGUGUCUGACACGCUGUCCACUGCCAACAGCGGCAAAUGACGUUCACUCGUUGCCAUGCCGCAUUCACUUUGACGGGCCGGCGGCAGUCAAGACCUUCUUUCGACCCCAAAAUGGCAAAAGAAAUAGCAACAGCACAGAUCAUGGUGGUCUAUGCUCCGAGGAGCAGGAUACCAUCAUAGAAUCAGAGCAGAUGGACGACAAUAGCAAGAAACUCUAUGCAGAUUUCCGUGGAAUUAGAUUGGAGGGAGAGAAGCUGUCGUUGGCAACUCUGGGCUGCACCGGCGUCGUCUUAGAAGAUUGUGGCAUGCGACACCCGGAUGAUGAAGGACGUAUCUGGGAAGUCGACGAUCAUUUUGAUGAGAUAACGUGGUGGGACGUGCCGAACCACACAACUAGCGACAAUCAGCAGCUUCCACUUGUGCUGCAGCAAUGGUGCAAGUUAGCCUCCGCGAUUCACGGAUAA